AUGGUCGAAGAAUAUUCACGUUACAUGAAACAAUCAAGCAAAUUUGACAACGAUGAUAAUAGAUAUUUAUGUGAAUGCAAUCAUUCACAAUCAUUCGGAAAAAAUUGCGAAUAUUUUUUACCGGCCGGUACAACAUUCGAUGAAACAAUUCAUUGGGAAAUAAAAAUGAAAUUAGCUUUUCCAUGGAGAAUACAAAUGUAUGGUGAUAUUUUGUGUUAUAUAACAUUGAUAUGUGAUUAUGGUCUUUUAUGUCUCGAUUGGCGAGAUAUUUGCGAUGGAAAACAACAAUGUAUGUCAGGUUAUGAUGAAGAAAAUUGUGACAAGCUCGAAUUUAAUGAAUGCGAUGAUGAUGAAUAUCGAUGUAUGAAUGGAAUGUGUAUUCCUGAUGAAUAUUUUCUUGAUGGUGAAUAUGAUUGUAUGGAUUUGACAGAUGAAAAACAAUUAUUUGAUGAUGAGAAUUGUACAUAUCAAGCAGCGAAUCUCGAGUGUGACGACCGCAUCUGUCUUCCUAAUCGAUGGUCAUGUGGUGAUGGUCAAUGUAUAAAAAAACGAUUUGAUUUUCAAAAUAAGAAGGUAGCCAGUAUCGACUGUACGAAUAAACGUAGUGAAUAUUACAUAUGUGAAUCAUACGGUAGAUUUAAAAGAUGGACAUUACCGAAUGGAAAAUGUUAUUCAAGUAAUAGAUAUGAAGAAACAAAUGCUAAAAAUCGUACUGUUGACCAAGAAUGUGUUUAUCUAGUCAAAUGUGCUCUCUCACAAGGAGCAGAGAAACAAUGUCCAUGCAACGGUAGUGGUUGUAUCGACGCACUUAACAAAGUCUGUCCUUCAGUAAAUAUUCAAUAUCCAAAUGGUGGAAUUAUUGCUCCAUAUAUUCGUCAUUUCUAUAAUGUUACACGUAAUUGGAAAGAAAAACUUUCAGAUUUAAUGAUGUUUAAUGCAACAAUUAAAUGUCGAGGAUAUAUGAUUUAUCAAUAUACAACAGUACUACCAUAUUUAUCUGAAUUCGAUCUUCGAGAUUUCGAAGUAUUUCUAUGUUCAAAUAGUUCGAUCAGUUCUAUUAUUCCUGUGAAUGGUUAUGAUAAGUAUUGUUACAAUGAUUCGAGAACUUUUAAUAAUCAUUCGUAUAAUUUCAUCGAUAUAUGCAAGUAUUCGAUGGAAUGCAUUUCUGCUUAUCGUAUUGGUGAUGGAAUCGUCAAUUGUCAAGAUCAAAUGGAUGAAAAUCAAAGUGAAAUUAAUAUUUCGGAAACUUGUCAAAAUAUUCAACGUCAUCGUUUUCGAUGUUCACCUGAAGAGUCUAGUUGUUUACAUGUCAAUAAUCUUGGUGAUUUCGAUUCGAAUUGUAACAAUAGCUAUGAUGAAUCAUGGAUGGGAACAGACAUAAUACUAUCAAAAGUCGAUUGUAAUAGUCAAUUAAAAGAUGGAUGUGAAUUCAUUCGUCAGUAUAUUAAUAUUUCAUGGAAUUCUAAUACAAAUAAUAAUUAUAAUUCUACUUUACAAUUAAGUUCGACACGAAUACCGUUUCGUGCUUAUUGUGAUACAUUCUGGGAUUUAUACUCAAAGGAUGAUGAAAAUGUGACUAGAUGUCGAACAUGGUGGAUAUGUCUCGAAGAACAAUGGCAAUGUCGUACAGGACAAUGUAUCGACAAAAAAUGGGUACUCGAUGGUGAGUGGGAUUGUGCUGAUGCAUCCGAUGAAGAAAGUAUAUUCGCUUUUAAUGCUAAUUUAUCUGAUCAUAAUACGAAAAUUUUCAAAAAUCUCUCUAUACUACAAAAUAAGUUUAAACGUUUGUAUGGAAUCCAAGCAUUCUCGACAAUAUGCAAUUUGAGCACAGAGUAUCCAUGUCUUCGAGUGAAUAUGUCUGAUGGCCUCUAUAUAAUGUCACAUAAUCGACUUUGCAUCAAUCUAAAACAGAUUGGAGACGGUUAUCUAGAUUGUUUAGGAGGUAUUGAUGAGCGAAAUGUUCAAGAACAUUGUGAUCAAACAGGAAUGCUCGGACAUGAUUUCUUGUGUACGUCAAGCAAAACAUGUAUUACACAUUCGUCUGCCUGUAUUGUUGAAUGUCCAAACACACAUGAAGCAUCGAUUGCAUGUGCAUUAUAUGGAUAUUACAACUAUCGUCCGAAACUAAAAAAUUACCAAUGCAUAAAUCAUACACAGAAGAUACAAGCAAGAUGCGAUGGCAAAUACGAUUGUGUAUUUGGCGAAGAUGAGUAUAUGUGUGAUCGACGAAAUCUUUCGAAUCCCAAGUCUUUGAAUGCACUUUAUCGGAAACAGAAAGAACUAUAUGUGAGGAAUGCGGAACAAAAGCUUCAAUUACCACAGUUUCCUCUUGAUGCUAAUAAUACCAAACUCAACGAUAUCUUUAUGUCAAUGAACAGCAGUAUACCAACGAUUACUCCAUCAUCUGAGGUAACACCUAUUUCGAUUUCCUAUCUGUGUAAUCGUGGUAUCGGCGUUCCGAUACACAAUGGUUCCAUCGUUUGCUUUUGUCCGCCGCAGUAUUAUGGCGACAGAUGUCAAUAUCAUAGUGAUCGAGUGACCGUCUAUCUACAUCUCAACUUAUCCCAGUCGAUCUACACAGCAUCGACAGAUUCUGCAAUAGUAAUCAAGUUACUUGUUCUAUUUUUGUAUAAAAAUCAAGUACUAACCACUGAUGAAUUUCAUGUGCGACCCGUAGCUGCAACUAUCACUUAUAGUAAAAAGAUUGGUUACUUUCUUUAUUCUCGAUCAUUCAAAUUAUUACAAGAAAAGCGAGCGCGAUAUUUCAAUCGUUCGAAUAUCAUUCACGAGCACCAAUAUUCGAUUCGCAUUGAAGCUUUUGAAUUAAAUGUUGAUAAAACACCUUUACUUAUCGCAGUCUGGCAAUAUCCUAUCUAUUUCGAUUAUCUUCCCAUCUUUCGUCUUGCUAAAGUGCUUCGAUUAACUAAAUCGACAGAGAUCAAUGGUAAAACUCCUUGUUUGAAAAACCCUUGUAAUCAUUAUCAACAAUGUUAUCAAGUGCUCAAUGAAAAAUCUGCAUAUAUCUGUCUUUGUAAGAAUAAUUUUACAGGCAUUGAUUGUUCAAUUAUCGAUCAUAUGUGCACGAGUAAUUAUUGUUCAGGAGAUGCAUUGUGUAAACCAAAUUAUCGAAGUUUACUAAGUGGAAACAAAUUGCCAUACUGCGUCUGUCCAUCAACCCAUUUCGGUCAUCGAUGUGAAUUGAUGCACGAUAGUUGCAUUUCGAAUCCUUGUCAAAAUAACGGUACAUGUUUUCCAACAUUGAAACCAACUGAAUUCUCAUGUUUGUGUACCAAUCAUUAUCAUGGAAAACGAUGUGACAUAAAAAGACAAGCAAUUAGUCUCAAAAUCAAUGAAACCAUCGAACAUGAUGGAGUUGUCAUACAAUAUUUUGACAUCAAUUUCUCUUCACUCAAGCUAAUUCUUGUUCAUCAACAUCCAUACUACAAUCUUCCUCAUAUUUUACAAUACUGGCAUACUAAAACGAUAGCACCUGCCAUCAUCGUAGCUAAGUUAUACUGCAAUAUUCAGACGGAAAUCUAUUUGAUCUCACUUCAUAUGAAUGUCAGAUCAAUUGAUGGUGUGACACAAAUAAGCGAAAAAAAUCGAUGCGUACAUGUCCGUACAUUGUUCGAAACGAAUGAAGGUAUGGCAUAACUUCUAUAUAUGGCGUCUCCAUAAAAUGAACAUUCCUCUCUGUAGAGUCCUGUAGGGUAUGAGCAAGCUGCUCUGAUCUGUCCUGUCCCCACCUGUUCAUCAGCAAUAGAAAUAGUAUUGUCUACAUACUUGGAAGGUUUUGAAAAUAAGAGAAGAGGUUUUGAAUCAAAUCAAAUCAUUGACCGAUGUUGUCAUUAUAAACAUACUGAUCUUCUUGUUUCUUCCCGAAAUAUUGCAUCCAAACGCAAAUCACUAUCAUAUGUUUCACAUUUUUCUUCUGUUUCUAAUUCAAUUGAUCUGAAAUAUUUCCUAUGAGAGCAUCCAGCGAAUGGUUCUCAAUUGUUAUCAAUGUCAAUGUCAAUGUCUUCUUAUUCAGAAAAUUGUAUAUUUUAUCAUAAUUUGUGGCUAAGAUUGUCAUAACCAUGCGAUAUCAUAGGGAUGGUAUUUGUAGUCAGGAGUCUGAAUAAAGACACUUUUCACUAAAAAUAUAAACCUGGGUGUCUGUGGGUGUGGAUGUGAAUCGUCUGUUCACCCAUACUCGCAACCACCCCCUAGCCAAGUUGAAAGGAGAUUUCUAACAAAAAUCAUUUUGUCAGAGUUAGUUGUGUCCUAAAUACAUAUUACUCAUUUUGAACAGGAUUCACAUCGAGAAGUUAUACUAUGGCUUUUUUUUAUUUCUUCGUACGGUCACAGGACAGAGGAGGGCAGGUUAUAAGUAUCAAAAAUGCAGUGUCCUACAGAUCUCUACCUCUUUGUGGGCACACUGCUGGUCCAACAGAUUGACUUUUGCUGAAAUGCGUCUUUACAGUGUGAACACCUUCAUAUUACGAGUUCCUAUUGUACAGAAGAACAAGAGAAAGAAAACUUAUCCUUUUGAGAAAAUGUGACAGUGAGAUAAAAGAAAUUUUGUACAUUGAUUGUGGCUGUUAACAUGAUGUCACGACACGACCUAACGCAGGAAAUGAAAAUCUGUUUAAACGGAAGUUAAACGACUCCAGAGAAUAGCAAAUUGAUGAAACUCUCGGCGAAUAGUUCACUGCUCAACAAGCCAAGUAAAUUAUUCUCUCGAAUCAUAUUCGUGAGGGUAAGAGCGGAGUGAGUGGAUGGAUAUAGGUGAGAAUAUAUACUCUUCAUCCAUAUCCACCCAUGUAUGUGACGAAAUCAAUAAUAAAGAAGUGAUGUGGUCAACGAGAUGAUAUCAGUACACCACACUCUAAAAAAAUAGGUUUAUUUCUGAGUCUUAAAAGUUUCGUAUUUGCCUACGGAAUUACUUUAGAUUUCGUAAAAUGAAAACUAUUUCGCACUUUUCGUGCUAAAUCUGUUUUUGGUUCAGAAAAAUUAGAUGAAUUUAGUAUCUCUCAUACUAAAGCAUUUCAAAGUUUAGAAAAAUAUCACCGAGCUUCGCACUCUGCAUACGAAACCAUCACACCUUCCUAAUAUCAAAAAAAAAACUUUUCGUUUCGUUCUUACGGAAUUUCGCUUUAUUCAGUAUGAUUUAUAGAAAACCUUCGAUAAUCGCGUCUCAUAGAAAAGGAUUUCGUAUUUUUCAACGAAGCAACAGCAUCUGGUUGAUAUAGUGAAGGGUUCCGUAGUGAUCUCACGAUGUUCUUUAUAGUUUCGUAGAACGAAAGAAGGUGUGAGUAUGGAUCUGGAUACUAAAGAAGAAGAUACCCAUAUUCACACCCAUUCUUCGUACGAAACCUUUAUUACAGUAACCUGAAAAUAAUUUGAGUCGAAACCUUUUCUAUACGAGACCUAAAAAAAGUUUCCGAUUUCGUAUCAGUGGAAAGAACUUUUUUAGGUUUCGAAAAAGUCCUUUUUUGAGAGUGUAAUAAAUAGAAAAAAGCAAUGACACACAUAGUGAAAUGUGUAAAAAUAGUCAAUAACAUUAAAAACUCUUCAAUAUAGAUGCUCCUGUAUUGUGUGCACUUUCAGUCGGUCCCAUUGGUAGCCACGUGAUGAAAGUUAUGUUGUGUAUGAUUUUAUGAGAUAUUUAACAAACGAACCAAAUUUUAUGUAUUUAUUUGUAGAAAAUGCUGCAUUCAAAUAUCAUUUUCUCUGUCGAAAGCAUACGAAUCUAUUUUGUUUCGUAGACGAUUCGUACCUGUGCAUUUGUGAUAUAGGACAUUAUCGUGCCGAAUGUUUUAUUUAUGAUCAUUAUCUUGAUCAAUGUUUUAAUUGUUUAGUUGGUAGUCGAUGUCUCAAAGGAGACCUAUUACAAACAAAUGAUUUCAUUUGCCUAUGUCCACCAUGUCAUUCAGGUCGUUUUUGUCAGUUCAGUUCCGAAGCAUUGAGUUUUUCGUUUGAUUCACUUAUUGCUGAGAAUCGUCUCAUUGUACAACUAUUCUACUUGAUUCUUACCGCAUUGAUGUUCAUCAUUGGUACAAUAACCAACUAUGCUAGUUUUAUCACUUUCAAACGUUUGAAAUUACGCACAUUUGGUAUAUGCAAUUAUCUCCUCAUUUUAUCAUUGAUCAAUCAAUGUUCACUAUUUCCACUUUUGUUGAAAAUGGUUUAUAUACCACUGGGUUCAUCAAGCAAUAUUUCAUGCAAAAUAAUUUCCUAUACACUUUCGAUCUUUACUCGAUACUCAUCUUGGUUAACUAGCUGGAUCACUAUUGAGCGUGUCUGUUUUGUUUUGUUUCCUUUCAGUACUUUAUUAAACAAGCCACGUUUAGCCCUUAUCUUAAGUUUGAUUACAUUGAUCAUUAUUGCGACUAUGCAUUUUCAUGAACUCAUUGUUUAUACUGUUGCGAAUCUUUCAAAUGGAAGAACUUUCUGUGUCGGUAAUUUCGCUCGAUUUUCAACAUACAAUCGUGUUGCUGUACUUAUUCACUACAUCAUUCCAUUUUGUAUUCAAAUUGUGUCUAUUACUAUAUUGAUUGUACUUGCUACACGUAGUCGUUCACGUGCAACUCGAGAUCGAACAACGAUUGUAGAACUUCUCAAACGACAAUUUGUGAUUCAUAAAGAAUUAUAUGUUACUCCGGCAAUAAUUAUAUUGAGUGUCAUACCACACAGUGCUCUGACAUUCGGUUUGACUUGCAAUGCACUCUCAGCAGCAUGGCAACGACAUGCACUAAGUGUUACUUACUUUCUAUCAUACUCACCACAGUUACUCGGCUUUGUUCUGUUUGUUUUGCCAUCAACGAAGUAUUUCGAAGAGUUUCAGAAAACACAACUCGCUAAAACCUGGCUUUUUAAUUGGGUAACAUCUCGUAAGAAAAAAAUGGCACGUCCGAAAGCUAUCCAACAUAGUACUGCCAUCAGUUAAACAGCUAACUCGGUUGGAAAAAAAACGAUUUCUUCUGCUAUUUUAUUUAUACUGUUCUAUGGACAAGUAACAUUCAUCGCAUACUGACUUCACUUAUUCCUAAACUGGUUGAUUAUCGGCCUUUUUAAUGUCGAGCUUUCACGUCUAUUCGAAAUACUAAAGUCCAAAAUAAUCGAGAAGUCAACCAAAAAAAAAAUGAAUUCGUUUGACCCGAAAAACUUAGAGAAACAGGGUGUGGGCAUGGGUGGAUGUUGGUGUGGAUGUGGGUGAACAGGCGAUCCACAUCCACAUCCACCCAUACCCUUCUGAUUUUAGAUUAUCUCUUCGAAGAAAUGAACUUCAGUCAAAAUAAGGCAACUCAAUUAUAGUUUAUUAUCAAACAAUUAUAAAAAGAUUUCGUUAGAAAUCUUAAAGUAUCUUUAUGAUUUCAUGGUUCAUAUGACACAUUAAUUUCUGCAUUCUAUUAGCCUACUAAGUACAUAUCUAUCCUGAACAUAACACUUGUAUCAUAUGAAUAUUACAGAAAAACCGUUGAAUUCAUGUCAUAUUUUGCUAGAACUUUACGUCAAUAUUGCCAUCUUUUGAAGUUCAUGUGAUAUUGCCUAGAACGAAGAGUGGAUGUGGAUGUGAGUGUGGGAGUGUGGGUAUAGCUUUGGGUACGACUAUGGGUGUGAGUGUAGCUAUGGCUGUGGCAGGGGUGUUAUGUGGAGUUUCUCUGCAUCGCCACACGCAAACCUACACUGACACUCGACGGAAGCCUUUUGAGAUACAGUGAAUUACCACGAAAAUUUUGAAGUUCUGUGAGAUGCCUUUUCUCAGUGUGUGGCGAUGAGUGUGUUUGUAGAUACUAAUCAUAUCUUGUGGCACAGUGAAACCGACACUUACCUGCACAUCUACACCAAAACUGCACCUCUUUUUGUUGUUCGUACCAAAAGUUAUUUGAAUAUCAUCCACCGUUUUCUUUUUUCAAAUGUGUAUUUAUUGAACUCGUUCCUAGAAGAAUGAAAAGUCAUUAAAAAUAAAAUUGAAGCCGAUUCCUUGCGUAGAUUAUCUCGCCAUUUUAUUGACAUUCAUUAAAAAGCAAGUUUGGACAGAGCGAAAAUGAAAUUUAUCGCUGGCAAAGAAAAAAACAACAUUAAAUUUUGAUAUCUUUAUCAGUGGGUUUUUUCUACAGAUACUGAUACAAAUAGAAACCAUGUCUGUUUAAUAGAUGAAGCCUAAAGGUAGUUGCGGAAAGAGUCAGUGGUCUUUCGAAAAUGACGUGAUCACUGUGUCUGAAUAGCAUAAAAAAUUUCUGAAAUUAUACCAGAAGCUACCGUGAAUGCCUUGAGACUCACAAACAGUGAACCUAAUAAAACAACAAUAGUGUGCAGAUAAUUCGAAGAAAAUUAGAGUAAGGAAAUAAAACUCGAAAUAGAUAAUGUCAUAUCCGAUAAAAUAUCUUUCAAAAAGUUAUCAAAUUAGAAACUAUUUUCAGAUACAUUUUAAAACUGCCAUAAAACAUUUUGAAAAGAAGUAACAAGCCUAAAAUUUGUUUGUUCACCCAUAUAUAUGCAAGUUCUUUUUGAAUCUAUAUAAAUAACUGAAAGCUGAAUUGCAACUAACUGGAAAAGCAACGAGCCAACUCAGCAAGAAAAUUGAAAAAUAAUGUAGGAAUGAAAGAAUGCAUUUAGCAAACCAUGUUUUACUAAUUUGCAUAUAACAGUCUGAUGUAAUUUCUGAUAAAUGUAGGUCUUCUAUAACAAGGCCUAAUUCUCCUAUCAAAGAUGAUGCUGACACUAGUGUGACACUGAAUAAAAAAAUCGCAAAAAAAAUAUUGAUACAUCUUCGUACAUGUACUGUUGUGUAACAAGGAACAUUUCACGAUCUAAGAUGCCACCUCAAAAGAUUUCAUCUCCGUCAAAAAUAUCUACAUUAGAGUUUUCUGUAUGUUUCAAUAAGCCAAAACGUCGAUUCUUGAAUGCUUUAUGAGUUAUCGAUUUUUUUCAUGAUUUUUGACAAUUUUAUAGAGAACGUAACAGAAAGCUUUCUAAAAAUCUCUUAGUCUAAGUUCGAUUCGAAAACUCAAGCUAUUCAAAUACUUAAGCUGAUCCAUAGAAUUUUGACGACAGAGAAUAUUACCAACAUGUACUUCCAGAUAUCGGACAUACAUCUUCGAAAGUCAUCUAAAUGACUUUCAUCUAUCCUUCAAAAAGAAAAAAAUCAUAGAGAUUUUGAGGCUCAAAAAUUAUUAGAUGUCCUUCUUGAAAUGAUUUCUUGAAAAAUUCUUUCUCCGUUUUACGGGCUUGAAAGCUCGAAAAGAUUUUAAAUUGGAGAGAAACUUGUGUUCUAGAAUUAAAUCAAACAGAACUUUUCGUUUUUGACUUAUUUCUUGAAAAAACUGGGUUUUGUUUCAAUAAGACUACCUGUCUGUUUUUCAAAGGAC
This is a messenger RNA of Rotaria sordida, 9353 nucleotides long. The record is from the annotation of a GenBank genome assembly. Lineage: Eukaryota; Metazoa; Rotifera; Eurotatoria; Philodinida; Philodinidae.